Molecule: messenger RNA, 4623 nt
Organism: Xyrichtys novacula (pearly razorfish)
Lineage: Eukaryota; Metazoa; Chordata; Actinopteri; Labriformes; Labridae
Source: the annotation of a GenBank genome assembly
AUGUCGAACUUCAGGUUAGACAUUUUUUUUUUUUUAUCAUUGUUUGCACAUGUAUUGUUAACGGGUGACUGAGCUGUGACUUUUUAAACUCCCAAACCCAGAUGGGCAAGUGCUGCUUGAAGAUCAAAGUCUAGAUCUGGCCGACUGCAAGAAAAAAACCUGUGAAAUGAAGUAUAAUUUACUUUACUUAGUAACAGACGGAGGAUGUGCCACAAACCAGGUCUGCGAUGCAGCAACUAAGUAAGUCAGAGUCCUCGGCAUUUCAAUUACAGCGCUGUGAUUGCAAACAGACAGCAAUGAUCCUCUUGCUAUUGAAAAGGUUUGAACUGAAAAAGCAGUGUAUUGGCGUCAGAUCCUCGUUCUGCUAGCAGUCAGAACGAGGAUGUAACAGUUAAACUUAACACCAGACCACAAGAGCCUGGCCCUCGGCAGCUGUCCUGCACGCUCAAGGCUCAAACAUCACAGCGAGUGUAGGUGAAUAGCUGAAUUCAUAAAGCACAUCUAAAAACAGAAACAAGAGCUUUGCCAGCUAAAGUAUACCUAAGAGCCUCGACUCAAACAAACUCAGAAUAAUACAGAAAAAUAAAAACUUCAAGGUGCCCUCAGCCUGAUUCUGGCUGUUCUUUCAGAACCAACCUCAACAUCUUAAGAUGGAUCAGUGAUUGACAGUUUCAGCCCUUACCCUAAAUAUGGCGUGUGUGGAAGGACCAGACCCAAAAUGCAACCAAACCAGGGAUAACAGGUUUAACAGGUUUAUUGUUCUGUGAAAAGGCGAGAGCAAACAGAAAACCAGGGGAUAGUGCUGGGUGGUGGGCUGCUGAGAGGCUCGGAGGGAGGUACUGGCAAAAAGGAAAAGACACGAGGGUUACAAAAAAUAGCAGAAACACUAAAAAUGCUAGAAGGAAAUAUACUUAGUCUAGCAAGCUCUGAGGGGCCGUUGUAGCACUGCGUGUAGGCAGCAAUACUAAGGCUUCUGUCGGCAGCAGUCUUAAAGGCCAGCUGGUUGCUGAGGAGCAGCAGGUGUGCGCAAUCAGUCUCAGCGCCACAGGGGGAAAGGGAGCAGCCUCUGAAACAGGUGACAAGCAGCAGCCCACGCAGCAAAACAGAGUCCAAAAAAACCCCCAAAAAAGUCGAGAACCAGUCCAUGCUCACCACACCUAACCCUCAAAUCGAUUCCUCAUUCACCACUGAGCAGAGUCUACGACAGGAUGUGCACGCCCAAGUUAAAGGAACGAUUGAGGUCCCUCUAAGUAUAUUUACUAGAUUAGAAAGUAAUCCGCGAGACAUCAGUGUGCGCUACAGCCACUACUGAAACAAUCCCAUGAGCACACAUCUGCACAGUCAGUGAGAUCACAACGACAACAGCUGUUUCUCUGCUGUGGCCGACAGUCGCUCUCCGUGGAUAUUCCUCUUUUACGAUGUCGUUCAUCAGACGUACACUCAAGAGCAAGAACAACCCAAACAAAGAUCUAGACGAGAGGAACCAAGAUCAGUUAGAGCCACAGAGAACUCCGAGUCCAUCUGGACACCAGUACUGCCGAGCAGUGUGAAAGCAAAAAAAGGUUGUUUUUGUUUAGACAGACAUCAACAAUGAAGCAUCUAACACCUCUCCUCAUCAUUACCAUCAAUUAAACUGUCUUCACCACAAUAAUGAGCAAAGUCCCGAGCAAAAACCUGAAGGUCAGUCUGCUUCAUUUGCAAUCCUGAGUCUACAGGCUGCUGCAGCAAAGAAACAAAGUCUGGCUUUCAGUGUCCUGGGGGAGGUCAGAACGAUAACAGAGAGCGUGGUUGAGUUCCUCAUGUAGGACCAGCAGCCCAGGGUCAGUUCAUUCCGUGACCUGGUCCGGGAACACAACUUUUCAUAUCACUGAUUACUUUUGCAAACAAGCAGAGAAAAAACAAACAGUUUUUAUCAGAGCACAGAUGAAAUCAGAUCAGGACUUGGCUUUGACUGGACGAGCCCAAGACCAACGAGUGACUACGAGAGCAUUAGUUUGAUUUUUGAGACAGAGCAUAGUGAAAGGAAUCAUGAGAGACUACUUAGCUAAAUGUGGUUGAAACCCAUGGUUGAAUUCAAACACUUGUCCUACAUUUCUGGCUGUAGUUUGCCCUUGGUGAACAGGGCUUCAAGGUCACUGUCUGUUGGCUCAUGUUUUUGUUUCUUGUUUCUCUCCAUCUUUCCCUCCAUCAGAGCCUGCAAGGAUCACUCUGUCUGCACCUUCACCGGACCCUCCGUUGUUGACACCAGCGGAAAAGUCGGCACUAUCAUGGAUCUGUGUGAUUACCAUCUGCUGUCGUCAACUUUACUGGCCGAUUUUUCGGUGGAGGCAGAGUACAAGGAUCGGCGUCGCAAAGAUGUGAGCUUUGUGAACACAGUGAGGAUAAAAAAAGGAUCUGCAACAUACAGGAUGGAGCAAGGUGGGGUCUUCAAGGUGAGCGUCCUCCAGCUGAGUGACUUCUUUUCUGCUGGUUUCACCGACUCAGAUAACUGUUCUUUCACUGCCGCUGCUUUUGAAACUCCCUGCAUCUCUGAAUAACUCCUCCCCUUCAUGACAAGAGAACUCCAACUCAGUGAGAACCGCUUUCAGCUCAUGUGUGCGACUUAUUUGUUGUCUGUGUAGGUAGGGCCUUUGUGUGCAGGUGAGUCCAAACCAAUCAGCCCUGGUGGGGUGAAUGAAGUUGCAUCCAUCUCUUUCAGUUUCUAUGAACUCUGUGGAAAACAGCCCUUGUUAGUGUGUGAGGUUUGAUGGAGAGUUUUCUCAAAUUUUCCUGCAGGAUAAAGACGGGGAGGUCACUCUGACGUCUACAAGUAAGACGGUUGGAGACUUGAGUGUCAGUAAGGAUGACAAAGGACUUACAGCCAGCUACACCUCAAAGGGUGUCAUUAUCAUCAUCAUCUUUGAUGGCUACACUGUCCUGAUCAUUAUCACAGGUACAGGCAGAAUUAUGGGACUAAGGAGGUGGAGUGUUUAUUUGGCAGAGAAAAGGAGACCUCAAACAUCAUAAAUACAGUAUUUUACUGAUCUGAUUUACAUUCUGUCUCAACCUGUCCAGCAACCGCUAAAACGGACGUAGGGUUGAAGGGUUUAUGUGCCAAAGCAGAUUCAGCUACCUCCAAGCUUGUCAAAGGCAGGUGAGAGUCCAACCAUGAGCCCCAUGCUCCUCUGAACCGUCCUCCUGAUUAGUCUAAGAGUUGAUAUGCAAAUAAAGGAUCCACAGAACAGUCCUAAACUCAUGUUAUUUGUCGCCCCCUAGCUGUGCAACCCCACACAUAGACACCUCUACGGUUCCUCCGAUUGACUGCAAAGCGGCAAAGCUGAGGUGAGAUCUCAGAUUGUCUUCCUGUUCUGGUCCAGGUUUGCUCCCAGUUUUGUAGCUUUAACCCAUUCCUGUGUCUGUCUCCUCUUUCGAACAGCUGUGGUGUCCUGACCAAAGCGCCCUUCGAUAGUUGUCACUCACACAUCGCGGCGGCGGGCUACGUAAAAGCCUGCGAGAACACUCUGUGUGUAUACCCUGCAGUCGACAACCUGCUCUGUCAUUUCCUGGAGGCCUACGCCAGUGCCUGCAGCUCGUUCACCUCCAAGAGCGUGGACGGCUGGCGUUCCAGCUCCAGUUGCCGUAAGACCAAACUAAUCAGUGUUUAGACCUGAGUUCACCAACAGAAGUGCGGUCGCACAUCUUGUCCUUCUUUUUCCUGGACAGAGACACUCGGCGUUAGUGUGACCAUUUCCAAGUUUUGCCUUGAAAACUUGGUUCUUCCUUUUCUGUGCACAGCAGUGUGGUUUGGCUCUAACAUGUCUUUUGUUCUGCCUCUCUCAGCUGCCACCCCGAAGGCUCUCUGUCACGGUAUAUCCUGUGCUUCUGAGGAGUUUUGUGGUGAGAAGGAGCAUACAGGAGGCUGGGACUGCUUCUGUCGGCCCGUUUACACAGCAGAGUACAGGAAGUCCAAAACUUUGGGUAAGACGGCAGUUUCUCAACAAAGUUGGACUUGUUCAGUCAGAAUGUUUCUAUCCUUGUGUUUCUUUCUAUGAUGUUCUCUGAUGUUUAGUCCCAUUCAGCCUCUGAAACUCUGUAACUAGUGUUACAUCUAUUAACUGUAUUCAUAUCCGUUAUUCAGGGAACGCCACUCAGUGCAAAGACAACGUCGCUUCAGCCAGUUUGAUCAACUGUCUCCUGAGAGAAAAAGGCAUCGACUACUCCACCUUACACCUCAAAGAUGCCACGUGCAAGGGUACACUGGUUGACGGCUUGUUGAACUUUGAGUUCAGCAGCGCUAAGAUGUGUGGGGCUGAAGUCACGGUGAGUUCUGCCCUCAACCUCUUCACUCUUUUCCCUCCGAGUAUACUGAGGACCUAAAACUUUCCUCCAGCAUGCCAAUGCCUGAUAAAUCUCUCAUUCUGAUGGGUAAAACUCAUGAUGAGCUUGUUGGAAACUUUUGUAAGCUCUAUCUGAUUCUUGGUGAUCCUGCAGAAUGGAGCAGAUGAAGUGGUCUACAAGAACUCCAUCAAAUCGACUGACACCUCCGGAGAUAUCAUCCGUCAAGAUGAAGUAAACAUCGAUUUUUCCUGCAACCACCAGCAACCGGCAAUCAAGACCGUGUCCUUCAAAAUCAAGAGCAGGUGA